AACUUCCUAAGUGCGAACGAACAGCAGCGAAUUCAAGCGAGCGGUAAAAGAAAACAGUUUUCGAAGUUGGAAAUCAGAAGUUUCGUUUCGUUUUCGUAUGAACUGGAGCGUAAAUAGAAGAUCUGAGAUUUUACGAUAUGUGAAUGGAUUUUAAAUAAGUUAUGUGUAUGGAUUCUGAAACCUUUAUAUAGGCCCUAGUCUAAAAAGUACUUUUGAAGAAGGUUUGUUGUGAUGAAAUGAGGCCAUCGUUACAGCCAGAGCCUGGAAGGUUCAUUAGGCCUAAGCACUCACCGCUUCGUAUUCUGCCAAUGCAUUUAAACCUGUUUCAUAGUUUGAGUAUAUUUCUACUGUUUUUAUUAUUAACUGUAAAUAGUGUAAAAGGUCAAUGUGACUGUGUAACUGACUGUGUUGCCAGUUGUCCCGCUGGUUAUUAUUGGGACACAGAUGCAGCAGCAUGUCUUGUAUGUCCACCCGGGUCAUACUGCGAGGGAGGCAGUGCUGCACGAGUUCCGUGCCCGACUGGAACCUAUAACCCACUAUCACAACAAGAUGAUGAAGCAGCCUGUAAGGAUUGUCUAGCUGGUUUUUAUAGUUAUGGAGGAGCUGAAUUAUGCGAGUUAUGCCCUGCUGGGCAUGCGUGUCUCCUCAACGGCACAGCCAGCCCAGUUCCUUGUGGGUCAGGUCAGUACGCCCUCAACGGCAGCACAGUAUGCAUCACCUGCCCAACUGGCUUCAUAUGCCCAUCGAUUUACGAUGCUCCGGUAUAUUGUGCAGAAGGCUACUAUACUAGUUUGACAGGACAAAUUGAAUGUUCGAUAUGUGAAGGGGGACGAGAGUGUGUGCAUCGUAAUUCUUCAAAUGAAUGUCCUGCUGGGUACUUCAGUGAGGAGGGGGAAGCUGCAUGUUCCCCUUGUGCAACAGGAUAUUACAGUUCCACAGGCGCUCCUCUCUGUACAAUUUGCCCAGAAGGUCGUAAAUGUCCCGACCCAUCCCAGGGUCCAGUUGAUUGUGAGCAAGGCCUUGUUGCACUUGAAGGAUCGAACAAUUGCACACGAUGUGCGUACAAUGAAAUAAGCGGCACAAAUAACGUAUACUGUCUUCCAUGUCCGGCGGGAAUGGAAUGUACCGACCCAACCCAGGACCCAAGUGACUGUGGCGAUGGAGAGUAUGCUGCCCUCGGUGACGGUAUAUGCUCUAUGUGUCCUGAAGGUAAACGAUGUCCUACUACAAGUACUAUGAUUGAUUGUUCAUCUGGAACGUAUUCAACUGGUGGCUUAACAUCUUGUCUGGAGUGCCCAGCGGGGUCAAGCUGUACCAUCAGCAAUGCAACUCAGUGUUCCCCAGGACAAUACAGUCCAGCUGGAGAUGAGAAUUGUUAUGAUUGUGAUGCCGGUUACUACUGCACACCACUAGCAGCCAACCAACUUCCUUGCCAGUCUGGCUUCUACUCAGACGGCCUAGCUAUUACAUGUGACGAAUGCCCAGCUGGUUCUCAGUGCACUACAUCUGUAGUGCAGGAAUGUUCUGUAGGCUACUAUUCACUGGCCCGGGCAACAGCAUGUAUAGCAUGUCCAAAUGGACACCAGUGUAACGUGACCAACUCCGCUCCUGUCCCUUGUAACUUCGGCUGGUAUAAUGACGACCCUAGGAACAAAAUGUGUCGACAAUGUCCCGCAGGGUCUUACUGUCCAGACACGACUCAGCCACCUCAGACAUGUGGUACAGGUCAGUACAGUAGUGAAGGGGCAACUGCAUGCACUGAUUGCCCACCAGGAUAUUUUCCUGAAGAAGUUCACUGCAUGAAUGAAAGCUUCAUAUCUUGCGAACCAGGAACUUAUUCUCUGGGAACUGCGAUCUCUUGCACAGACUGCCCGCCUGCGUAUUACUGUCCAGCAACUAACAGUGGACCAAAAAGAUGUGAUCAGAAGUAUUACUCAGAGCUGAGAGCUGUGAACUGUACCAUCUGCCCCGCUGGCUUCCAGUGCUCGGACCAAGAAGUUCCUGAGGAGUGUCCGAUCGGUACAUAUUCCUAUGAGGGUGCUGUAAGUUGCGAUGCCUGCAGUCCAGGGUACAUUUGUGAUGAAGCCUCAAAGUCUCCCUCGCCUGACGAAGGAGUCUGUGACCCUGGCGGAUGGUGUGAUGGCACAGUCUUUUACUCAUGUCCGUCUGGAACAUACAAUCCAAACAAUGGAUCCAGGAACCAAAUUGAGGCGUGUUUUCCUUGUCCUCCAGGGUUUUAUUGUACUGGACCUGGUGAGACCAAAUAUGAGGACAAGGAGUGUCCAACAGGUCAUUACUGUCCACUAGGAACCACCUUUUCUACAGCCUUUCCUUGUCCAGGAGGUACAUACAAUGAUGAGCUCAAUCAGACAGCCCUUAGUCCUGGAUGUAAGUUGUGUCCAAGUGGCUAUUACUGCGGAGAGGGCACUUCUGAAUAUGACGCAUUUGUCUGUCCUAGAGGUUUCUAUUGCUUGGAAGGCCAGUCUAGUGGUUAUCAAAACUCUUGCCCUCUGGGAACCUAUGGUGAGGACGUAGGCCUUGAGAAUUCCACCCUGUGUAUAACAUGCCCUGCUGGCACUUAUUGUCCCUAUGGGAGUGCUACUGAACCUACAACUCAGCCCAAAGAUUGUCUUCCUGGUACAUACAACCCCGAUGAAGGGGCAGGACAUCAGUUCAACUGCCGGCUGUGUGAUACAGGGCGGUCAUGUCCGCUUCCAGGAUCGCCAAACAGCACACAUCCAUGUGCUGAAGGUUAUUACUGUCCAAAUGGAACCAUCACUAAUGAUCAGUAUCCUUGCCCGCCUGGAACAUACACUGGUAGGACGGACCUUCCUUCGUCCGAGGAGUGCACGGUCUGCCCACUGGGAAUGUACUGUUCCUGGGGAACUGCCGGACUAAAUGAUACUGUCAAUGGCCCUCAACCGUGUAAACCAGGUUACUAUUGCCCAAUUCAAACACCUAGCCCAGACCGUUUUCCUUGCUUACCGGGUACAUUCUCACCUUUGUCCAACCUCAGCGAUCCUGCUCAGUGUUCUCCAUGUACACCAUCCUACUACUGCUUAGGUGGCGAGCCUACAGAAACGGCAUUGUGUCCCCCAGGGUACUACUGCCCCCAGGGGACUGAAUUUGCUGAGCAAUAUGCUUGUCCGAAUGGUACUUAUAACCUUGACUAUGGAAAAGAUGAAGUUGGAGAUUGUAAAAACUGCACGCAAGGUAAUUUCUGUGAGUAUGGCUCUGUAACUCCAACAAAUUGUUCGGCUGGUACGUACAUGCCUUACGGGGUGAACAUCGACACAAACACACAGGAAGGGGAGUCUGCCCAAUACCAGAAUGAUUGCAUACCGUGCACAGCUGGCUACUGGUGCGGUGUCGCAACGAUAACUCCUUACGAAUGUGGCACUGGGAUGUACUCAGAACCUGGUCAGAGCGUGUGCAAGAUUUGCAAGGCCGGGUACUACUGCGAUAGUAAUUCAACAUCUGAAUCUGAUAUGCUGAACAAUAAAUGGUGUCCAGCGGGUCAGUACUGUCCAGCCGGGUUGCACUCCCUGGAUGAUGCAACUGAUUGUAGUAUGUCUCACUAUUGUCCUCAAGCUACUCCGGAAGAAAUCAACUGUCCAGUUGGCACAUACAAUCCUGGGACUGGAAUUGGGGCAGUCACUAAUUGUACACUAUGUGAUGCCGGUCGGUAUUGCUUGGAAGGUAUUAGCACGCCGACAGGACUGUGCUCACCCGGUUACUACUGUCCAACAAAUUUCACAAAUCCCUAUGGAGUUAAUCCUUUAUACAUCGGAUCAUAUGGACCUAAACAGGUGCCCUGCCCAGCAACUACAUAUUAUGAUACCACUGGUGCUCAAGUACUUGAGGAUUGUAUUGAGUGUCCAGCGGGUUUUUACUGUCCCCUUGGCACAGGUGACCCUUACUCUUGUCCGCAAGGUUAUUAUUGUCCUGGCAACUCCUCUGCGGCAAUUCCUUGCCCAGCAGGCCGAUAUGGUAACCGAACUGAAACCCCAGCACUGGAAAGUUGCCCGCUCUGUGACCCAGGAUGGUACUGUGACUCCCCUGGUCUUGCUACCCCAAGGGCACCUUGUGACCCAGGGUAUCUCUGUUAUGAGGGUGCUUAUAAGUCAAGUCCAACUGAUGGAGAAACUGGUGAAAUAUGCCCAGCUGGAGGUUAUUGUUUGCUAGGGUCUUAUGAGAGCCGUCCAUGUCCAGAAGGGACGUACAGCAAUGUGUCUGGUGCUGUGGACUACCAUGAUUGCAGGCAGUGUGACCCAGGUUACUAUUGCAGUAAUGCACGGACACCUGAGCCUACUGGUCUGUGUGCUGCUGGCUAUUAUUGCGUAAGUGGAUCUUCCACCCCCACUCCAGACACUUUCGCUUUGCCAGGCUACUAUGCUCCGGAGGGUUCAACACAGUCAUUCCCUUGUGGUCUCGGCACUUACCAGCCAUUUGAUCGCCAAGGAAAUUGCACAGAAUGUGAACCGGGAUUUUAUUGUCCUGAGGAAGCAAUGACAAACCAGACUGCAUGUCCUGCAGGAACAUAUUGUGGUCCUGGAGCGUUCACCUUUGAGUUAUGUCCAGUUGGAACCUACUCUGAACUGCCGUACCAGAUAAGCAUCGACAAUUGUACAAUUUGCCCUGUCGGCUAUUACUGUUCAGGCACCGCUCAGACUACAACGACUGGGAAAUGUGAUGCUGGUCAUAUCUGCUAUGAGGGGGCCGAGUUUUCCAAUCCAGUCUACAAUAAUGACACAUCCAAUGGCCGUGUGCUUCUAACAUGGGGUGACCAGUGCCAUACUGGUAGAUACUGCCCCCGUGGCACACCCCACAUGGUGGAAUGUCCUAAGGGAACUUAUAUGGAUUACCAAGGAGCUACGGCUGAGUCUGAAUGCAUCCCAUGUGACCCAGGCUGGUACUGUGAAACAACUGGUCUCUCUUCACCAACAGCUCUGUGCCAAGCUGGAUAUUACUGUAUUGAGGGAGCCGAUCGUAUGAACCCAUACGACAACAUCACUGGAAAUGUAUGCUCUAAACGGCGCUACUGCCCAGCAGGGUCAUACGAUGAAAAAGUGUGUGCGGUUGGUACAUAUGCGAAUGAAACGGGUAUGGCUGAAUGUUCUGACUGUCUUCCAGGAUACGAGUGCGUGCCAGACAAUGAUCCUAUACAUUGUCCUCAAGGCUUCUAUUGUAUUGGUGGGGGAAGUGCAGCAACAGAUCCAAUUCCUUGUCCUAAGGGGUACUUCGGUGCCCAUGAAGCAUUGAAAGCAGAGGGUGAAUGCAGUGAAUGCUCUCCAGGCAUGUACUGCAGUGUUUCUGGCUUGUCAGAACCAGAUGGAAAUAUAUCAGCAGGCUAUUGGUCUGAUAGACUGGCACAUGAAUCAGGCCCCUUUGAUGAUACCACCAGCACUGAUUAUGGACUUUGUCCUGAAGGCUUCUACUGUCCUGUAGGCAGUGGAUCACCUACACCCUGCCCGCCAGGAACAUAUGGCACCGCUAAGUCCAGAGAAAGCCUUAAUGAUUGCAUUGACUGUGUUGCUGGCUACUACUGUCCUGAUUACAACAUGACUGCUGCUGGCGAUGAAUGUAGUGUUGGUUACUACUGUCUGGAGGGCUCAUCGGAUUUCCAGCCCACUGACCCAGCGAUGGGUGGACCUUGUCCUACAGGUCAUCGGUGUCCAGCUGGGUCACCUGUGCCAAUAGCAUGCGAUGCAGGGUAUUACCAGAACGAGACACAACAAGGAAGUUGUGAAGCCUGUCCAAUAGGUUUCUACUGCACAAUCAAUACAACAGUACCUGAAGCCUGCCCUCCUGGUUACUAUUGUGAAUUGAACACAGCAACUGCCUAUGAACAUCCAUGUCCCGUUGGAACAUUUAAUAACCUCACAGAAAGAUACCAACUGUCGGACUGUACCAUUUGUUUACCAGGCUCGUACUGUGGAACACCUGGUCUCGAAUGGCCCACAGACCUAUGUGAUCCUGGCUGGUACUGCUUGAAUGGAUCAAUCGCUGCACAGCCAACAGACCCAGCCCAAGGUGCCUACUGUGAGCCAGGCCAGUACUGCCCAUCAGGUGUUUCCAGGCCACUGGAAUGCUUGCCUGGAAUGUUCUGCGCCACAUCACAGCUGGACUACCCCACAGGAAACUGCUCAGCAGGGUACUAUUGUGUACUUGGGGCUAGUAUCAGUAGUCCAGAAGACAGUACUGGCGGUAUUUGUCCAUCUGGUCAGUAUUGUCCAUCUGGUAGCUGGGAAGGUGUGAACUGUCCACCAGGAACUUACUUAAAUACUACCGGUAAUAAAGCUUUAUCUGAUUGUAUUAGCUGCACUGAAGGUCACUAUUGCGAAGGGUAUGGCAAUAUUUACCCAGAUGAUGAGUGCAGUGUUGGUUACUAUUGCCCUGAAGGCCAAGAAGUACAAGCUCCUCCUAAUUACACUUGCCCACAAGGUCACUAUUGUGAAGUUGGUAGCAUCGAACCUGUUCGCUGUGAGUCAGGAACAUAUCAGGAUGAAGAAGGUCAAGGGUCAUGUAAACAGUGCCCAAGAGGUUACUAUUGCGAUAACACUUUAGAGCCAGUGGUCCUCUUCCAGAAUUCCACCUGUCCAGCAGGCUAUUAUUGUCCAGCUGGAACUCGGUAUGCUUAUGAAUUCAAGUGUCCAAGAGGUACAUUUAGUAACCGUACCGGUCUGAAUGAGAGCGCAGAUUGUAACCCGUGUCCAGGAGGCUACUUCUGUGACGAGGAGGCGCAGACGACAUACACUAAGCUUUGCUCUCCCGGGUUUUUCUGCAGAAGGAAUGCCAUUGAAGGAACACCAGAUCAAGGAGAUGAUGCUAAUGUCUGUCCACCAGGUUACUUCUGUCCAGAAGGAACCGAUGAACCUGAGAGAUGCCCACCCUCAACAUAUUCUUCAGCUAUAAUGCUGGAAGCGAUUUAUGAGUGUAGCAAUUGUACAAAAGGUUACUAUUGUGAAAGUUACAACUUGAUAGAGCCAGAUGGACCAUGCCUGCAGCAAUACUAUUGUCCAGAAGGAUCAGUUCGCCAAGACGAAGUUGAUUGUCCUGUUGGUCAUUUCUGUCCAAAUGCAACGUUUGACCCAGAACCAUGUCCAAGCGGAACCUUUUCCAAUGAAACUAACUUAGCAUCAGCUGAAGACUGCUACCCAUGUACUGGUGGCAUGUAUUGUGAAACAGAAGGAUUGACUGAGCCUACAGGAUAUUGUGCAGUUGGCUAUUAUUGUCCACCUGGUACAAUCCACCAAGAACCAGAGGACACGUUCUGUCCAGUUGGUAACUACUGUCCUGGAGGCGUUGCCUAUCCUAUUCCAUGCCGUAACAACAGUGAGGUGAACCAUACUCAUGCGGAGAUGUGUUAUGAGUGCCCAGCUGGCUACUUCUGUCAAAUCCAGGGGUCUAAGGAGAUCUGUCCAAGAGGUUACUACUGCCCUCAAGGCACAGGCUACGAUCUACAAUCCUGCCCUCGUGGGACUUACAGUGACCAGGAAGGUAACUAUGAGCUGAACCAGUGCAAACCGUGUGAUGGGGGCUGGUACUGCGAUGAGGAACACCUACCAACACCAACCGCUGAAUGCGCUCCUGGCUACUUCUGUGUGUAUGGAGUCGACCGGGCUAAACCCAACGGUGAUAACAUUACAGUGGUGCCAGUGAAUGACAGCUGUCCAUACUUUGAUGACUCGCAGACAGGCUUUGGAGGGCGCUGCCCUCUUGGACAUUUCUGCGUGCAAGGUAGUAUCUACCCUGAGGCCUGUGAGGCAGGUACAUACGCACCUGUUGAAGCUAUGGACCAUUGCCUACCCUGUGAACCAGGAUUCUAUUGCGAGGCACAGGCAAGUAAUUACACAGAUAAUCCUUGUCCAUCUGGUCACUAUUGUCCUGAGGGAACUGAGAGGUCAACACAAUUCCCAUGUCCACCAGGAACAUUCAAUAACCUGACUGGUAGCAUUAACAUCAGUGAUUGUGUCCCAUGCUUAGGUGGUUCUUAUUGUGCGAGUGAGGGUCUUACCUGGCCUACUGGCCUAUGUGAAGGAGGAUACUACUGCAGUGGGGGCUCUAACACCAGUACCCCAAGUGGGUUUGCAGGGGACCAGUGCUCGGCAGGUACAUACUGUCCAGAAGGGUCUACAUUCCCUACAGCUUGCCCUGGUGGCCACUACUGUGCUGUAGAUAGACUAGCCAACAUCUCAGGAGAAUGCGAUGCUGGGUACUACUGCUACUUAAUGGCUGUUGUACCAAAUCCAGAAGAUGGAAAUGCCACUGGUGACCAUUGUCCGAUGGGAGCCUUCUGUCCUGCAGCCAGCGACUCCCCAACUCUAUGCCAGUCUGGCACUUACUUAAACAGCACCCACAAUGAUGAUGAGCUAGACUGUCUCCUGUGUGUUCCUGGCUGGUAUUGUGCUGGUGGGGGGAACGCAUUACCUACGGACAAGUGCUCCAGGGGCUACUACUGUCCUGCUGCACAAGAUGAGGCUACACCUGCUGAAUAUAAUUGUACACAAGGUCACUACUGUCAGCAAGCCAGCAUAGAACCUCUCCGUUGUGAGUCAGGCACUUACCAAGACCAAGUGGGCCAGUGGGCAUGCAAAGACUGUCCAGCUGGGUAUUACUGUGACAACGUGAUAGAACCUGUUGUGUUGUAUAAUGACUCAUAUUGCCCCACUGGUCACUAUUGUCCACAAGACACCAAAUAUGCAAAUGAGUUCCCAUGUCCGCGUGGAACAUUCAACAAUCUGACGCACAGGACAGAAGAGUACGACUGCCAACCUUGCUCAGGGGGAAUGUAUUGCGAGACAGAGGGGCUCUCGGAACCUACGGCAUUCUGUAGUCCUGGUUACUUCUGUCUGAUUGGCUCAAAUUCUUCAACACCGUUGUUUGGAAGUGAUGCUGAUGAGUGCCCAGUUGGUCACUAUUGUGUUGAGGGCACUGUUCAGCCGCAGGCAUGUCCACCAGGCACUUACAACCCAAGCACACGCCGUGAAGCAGUGGAAGAAUGCUUGAAUUGUACGGGUGGUCACUAUUGUCCAACUUAUGGGAUGAAUGAAAUAGGACCAUUGUGCCAAGCAGGUUCCUAUUGCGAGUCUGGUGCGGACAAUGACCAGUUCAUCCAGUGCCCACCAGGAAGCUUCUGUGUGGAAGGAUCCACUCUACCGGAGCAGUGUCCACCAGGUACCUACAGUAGUGCUAAUGGCUUGACUGCAGAAUCUGAGUGCACUAAUUGUACUGGACUUGAUUGGCAAUCGUGUCCUGCCGGUACUUACAGCAACGCAACCCAUCUGACUGACCAAUCUGAAUGCCUGCCUUGUGAUGGCGGCAAGUAUUGCCAAGGCACCCAUCUAACUGAACCAACUGAUGAAUGUGACCCCGGCUUCUACUGUACCUCUGGGCUUGAUCGGCCAAACCCUGGAGCAGCUAAUGUUACCCUCAAUGACACCAGCUGCACCUGCCCUGAACAAAGCAUCUAUACAGGUGUCGGUGGAGUAUGUCCAAUUGGUCACUAUUGUCCAGGAGAGACAGUUACUCCAAAACCUUGUGAGGCUGGUAGUUAUGCAGCAGUGACGGAACAAGCAGCAUGUACUGAGUGUCCAGAGGGCUACUACUGUGAAGUUGGGUCAACAGGAUUUACAAACUUCUCCUGUCCUACGGGCCACUACUGUCCAAAUGGCACCAGGUAUGCAAUUGAAUUCCCCUGCCCGCCUGGUACAUUCAACGCACUUAUAAAUGGAAUCUCCGAUGCUGACUGCCAGCAGUGCCCACCUGGAAAAUACUGCGAGGGAUCCGGGAAUAGCAAUUAUACGGAUGAGUGCGAAGACGGUUGGUACUGCGAGGGAAGUGCAACAAUGCGGAAUGACACAGUUCAUGGUGGGAAAUGUCAACCAGGCUACUACUGCCCAAGAGGUAGUGGAAGUCCCAUCCCAUGUGAUGGAGGCAUGUACUGCCAGGUUGCUGGUCUUGAUGCACCCACAGACUUCUGUGCUCCAGGCUUCUAUUGCAUACUAGGAGCUACAACAGCCACUCCCACAGAUGGUAUGGAGGGUGAUGAAUGCCCUGCCGGGUACUACUGCGAAGAAGGCUCUCCCUACCCUAGAGGCUGUCCACCAGGAACGUUCAGUGAUGCUGUCAGAAACGAGAAUGUGACCGACUGCACACAGUGUCUGGAUGGCGAGUUCUGUGGAGCUUAUAAUUUGACUGCUCCUUCUGGCAACUGUAGUAGAGGUUACUACUGUCCUCGAGGUCAGAGCGACAUCCAAGCAUUCCAAUGUCCAGUUGGGCAUUUCUGCCCAGAGCAUACAUUCGAUCCUUUCCUAUGUCCAAGUGGGACCUACCAGGCUGACUCAGGUCAAUGGGAUUGUGACACUUGUCCAGCAGGCUACUAUUGUGACAACUCUCUGGGUGUUGUGGUCAUCAACGAUACAAUAACUUGUCCAGCUGGCUACUACUGCCUGUCAGGUACAAAGCGUGCUGAUCAGUACCCAUGUCCAGCUGGUACAUAUGGCAAUGAUACCGGUUAUGAUGAAGUUAGCGAUUGUACUCCCUGCUCUGGUGGGUACUAUUGCGAGGAGGUGGGGCAAACAACCCCAACUGAUCUGUGCGAGCAUGGGUUCUACUGUCGACAGUAUGCAAACACGUCUACGCCAGACCUUGGAUACGAUGCUGACAUUUGCCCUCAAGGCUCAUACUGCCCAACAGGAACAGCAGAGCCUGAGCCAUGCCCUCCAGGCAGGUUUGGUGCCACAGAAGGCCUCCAGAACUCCACUGACUGCACACUGUGCCUAGCUGGUUGGUACUGUGAAAGCUCUGGCUUACUGUCAUCUGAAGGCCUGUGUAGUGCGGGCUACUACUGUCCCGCGGGAUCUGAUUCCCGCACUAUGGAAGUAUGUACACCUGGUAACUACUGCCCUGAAGGAUCAGAUUUACCUGUUGCUUGUCCAGAAGGAACUUUUAACCCGUAUGAAAGAUUAGAGAAUGAGACUGAAUGUGUGUCCUGUACGGCUGGUAGUUACUGUGAUAUGCAAGGUAUGAUCACCCCUGCUGGCCCAUGUGAACCAGGCUAUUAUUGUCCAGGUGGUCAGAAUGACUCUAGACCUGUUGAAUAUGCUUGCACCAUUGGUCACUACUGUCCACUGAAUUCCAGUGAACCCCUUCCCUGUGCUAACGGAACAUACAUGAACCAAACACAUGCAUCGGACUGUUUUGUCUGUCCUGAAGGAUGGUAUUGUGUUCUGGGCAACUUAGUGGAUGAAUGCCCAGAGGGCUACUACUGUCCUGAGGGUACAGGCUUUGAUUGGCAGCCCUGUCCACGGGGCACAUACAACAACGAGACAGGAUUGGCUGAUAUUGAUCAAUGUAAGCUCUGCCCCGGUGGUUACUACUGCGAUGAAAUGGCGGGAACCACAGCAACUAAGGAAUGUGCAGCAGGAUAUUACUGUGAGUAUGGUGUAGAUGUUGCCAUGCCUCUUGGAGAAUAUAAUGUGACAUUUGAGAAUGGUUCCUGUCUGUUCCUGGAUGGUCAAACCGGAGUUGGUAGCAUUUGUCCGGAGGGACACUAUUGUCCACAAGGAAGUGAGAGGCCGAUUCCCUGCAUUGCUGGAACAUACGCAAAUACAACUGGAUUUGCAGAGUGCUUGGAAUGCCCAGAGCAAUAUUACUGCUUAGAAGGAUCUGUUAUCUACGAUGACAAGCCAUGUCCAACCGGACAUUACUGUCCCUCUGGAACUGACUCUGAGUUUGCCUUCCCAUGUCCUGAAGGAACCUACUACAACCUCACAAAGGCCAGUGACCAAAAUGACUGCAUUCCCUGCCCUGGCGGCUAUUAUUGCGAGACAGAUGGACUUACGAAUCCGACAGACUUGUGUGCAGCAGGCUGGUACUGCAGCGGAAGCUCAAACUCAUCUAUGACAACUAUAUUUGGAGGCGAAUGUCAGCCUGGUUUUUACUGCCCUGAAGGAUCAUAUGAUAUGACACCUUGCGAUCCUGGGACCUUCUGCCAAAUAUCUGGACUGGAUUUACCAUCUGGUAACUGCACAGAAGGUUUCUAUUGUUUGCUAGAAGCUAAUACUCCAACCCCAACUGACAACAUCACUGGUGCCAUCUGUCCAGUUGGUCACUACUGUCCUGAGGGUACACCAGAUAAGAUCCCAUGUCCAUCAGGCUACUAUCUGGACUCUGAACAGAACAGCGCCCUCUCAGACUGUAUAAACUGUACAGCUGGAAGCUACUGUCCAGGUGUUGGACGAGAGCUUCCUAUUGGUGAAUGUGAUGCUGGCUAUUAUUGUCCAACUGGUCAAAGUCAAUCAAGUCCACCAGAAUACAUAUGCCCGAUUGGUCACUUUUGCGAGAUCGGAUCUGAUGACCCUGUCCGCUGUGAGAAUGGAACAUACCAAGACGAGCUUGGUCAGAGUUCCUGCAAGACAUGCCCAUCUGGGUACUUCUGUGACAACACUAUGACAUGGGUCGUCCUUAACAAUGACACAACUCUUUGUCCAAUGGGAUACUACUGUCCAUCGGGAACGCAGUUCGGUACUGAAUUUCCUUGUCCUAUUGGCACCUUUAACAAUCUCACUGGCCUUAGCAGUAUUGAUCUGUGCAGUCCAUGCAGUGGGAGCUACUACUGCCCAACACCUGGCAUGGUUACCCCAUCUGAGCCAUGCAGCCCUGGCUACUUCUGUAAACAAUAUGCUAACAUCUCAACACCAGACCAAGGAGAGGAUGCAAACAUAUGCCCAGCAGGCUACUAUUGUCCCGAGGGUACUGCAAAUCCUGUCCCUUGCCCCAAGGGUUCAUACAGUGAUGAAACUGGACGUUGGGAGGAGAGUCACUGUGUGCCCUGUACUGCUGGACAUUAUUGCGCAGAAUUUGGAAUGACCAAUACUAGUGGACUUUGUGAUCCCGGCUACUACUGUUUACAAGGUUCAUUGGAUCCAAGAAAUGUGUCUUGCCCUGUCGGCCAUUACUGUGAAGUGGGCUCAGGAAACCCUGAACCGUGCCCAGCGGGAACCUACACUAACACAAUGAAUAGGUACGAUGUCAGUCAAUGCGAAUUGUGCGAUGAAGGAACCUAUUGCAACGACACUGGUUUAUUUGAACCAUCCGGAGAGUGUGAUCCAGGAUUCUUCUGUCCGGAAGGCCAGCAUGUCUCCAACCCUGCUGAUUACCCAUGCCCCAUUGGACUGCAUUGUCCCCAGGGUAGCCCUUUACCAAUCCCUUGUGAUCCAGGCACCUAUACCAACUUAACCCAGCAGCCUUCGUGCUUGGAAUGUCCAGCUGGGUUUUAUUGUGUACCGGAGGAGGUCAUUGAAGGCAAUUCAAGCAGUGGAUUCAGGCUGUGUCCGCAAGGCUACUACUGUCCAGCGGGCACUGGCCGUAACUGGACCGCAUGCCCAAGAGGAACAUAUGGUGCUCGUCCUGGUCUAGAGGAUGAAGAGGGAUGUACCAACUGUGACGGGGGUUACUACUGCCAAGGAACUAAUUUGACCAGCCCCACUGACCUAUGUGACCCAGGCUAUUUCUGCACAUCUCGAGUGGACAGAGCAAAUCCAACAGCAUUUGAAAAUGAUACAUGCUCUUAUGAAGGUGCUCAUACUGGAUAUGGAGGUGUCUGUCCCACUGGCCACUUCUGUGAACGAGGCUCCGAACUGCCUAUUGGUUGUCCUGCUGGCACUUACCAAGACCUCGAGGGGAAAGCGGACUGCAAUGACUGCCCAGCAGGCUACUACUGUUUGGCCAACUCCACAACCUAUAUGGACACAAUUUGCCCACCAGGCUACUACUGUCCAAAUGGAACAGAGUAUGACAUCCAGUUCCCAUGUCCACAGGGGACAUUUAACAAUCUUACAGGUGGCCACAGCCUUAGCUCAUGUAUAGACUGCCUACCAGGAAUGUACUGCGAGGGCGCCGGUGACUACCCAACAGAUUUCUGCAAUGCUGGCUGGUAUUGCAUAUCCGGUGCUUAUGAACCACAGCCUAGCGCGCCAUACGGUGGAGAGUGUCAACCAGGUCAGUAUUGUCCAAUCGGAUCAUCCAAACCAUUGUCAUGUGACCCUGGAAAAUACUGUGAUGUGACGGGUAUGGAAGAACCACGUGGUGACUGUGAUGCUGGCUAUUAUUGCUCAAAUGGCUCGUCAACAGCUACACCUAAUGGUGUUGGAGGUGACAGAUGCAGUCCAGGUCACUAUUGUGUUGAGGGAAGCUACAAUGAACAGCCUUGCCUACCAGGGACUUACCAGCCCAGUGAGAUAGCUGAAAACUCAACCUGGUGCCUAGAAUGUACUGCUGGAAUGUAUUGCAAUGAUAGCGGCUUACCAACUCCUGAAGGAAGGUGUACACAAGGUUUCUACUGCCCUGGUGGUCAGACUGUCCCAGCUCCCAAUGAAUAUCGUUGCCCUGUGGGCUAUUACUGUGAAGAAGGUGUGGGUAACAAGGAAGCUUGCCCUGCAGGUACAUACCAGAAUGAGGAGGGACAGUGGACUUGCAAAGAAUGUCCAGAAGGCUUCUAUUGUGAUGAUGUUAAUGGUCCUAUUAUCAACUUCACCAGCAAUGUAUGCCCAGAAGGUUACUACUGUCCAAAUGGUACCACUGCAGCUACCUCCUAUGCGUGCCCAAUUGGAACGUUUAACAACAUCACCGGCUUAACAAAUGCAGAUGAAUGUACUCACUGCCUAGGUGGUUUCUACUGCGGGCAACCUGGUCUCACCUAUCCCUACACCUUAUGUGCGGCUGGAUACUACUGCAAGAUAGGGGCACCUGUUGCAACACCUGAUCAGGGAGAAGAUGCCAAUGCUUGUCCAGUUGCCCAUUACUGUACAGAAGGGACCAUUGAGCCAAUGUCUUGCCCAAGUGGAACAUACAGCAACGAUACUUUAUUGCAAGAUGAAACAGAAUGUAAUCUUUGUGCAGCAGGUUCCUACUGCUUAGGUGGAGAAAUAGAACCUGAUGGCUACUGUGAACCAGGUUUCUAUUGCGUGAACGGUUCAGAUGACCAGCAACAGUAUGUCUGUCCACCUGGACGCUACUGUCCACUUGGCACAUCUGUACCUUAUAGGUGUCCAGCCGGUACUUACUCUAACGACACUCGCCUUUCCGCUGAAUCAGAAUGCCGUAACUGCACGGCAGGAUGGUACUGUCAACAGACGGGUCUCACCAUGGAAGAGGAUCUAUGCACUGAGGGCUACUACUGCCCUGAAGGCUCAUCUGUGCCUGAGGCAGUCAAGUGCCCAAUCGGUCUGCACUGUCCAGAAGGCUCUCCUGAACCCAAAGCAUGCCCGCCUGGGUACUUCACCAACACUACUACCAUGUCAUACUGUGAGAUUUGUCCUCAGGGAUACUACUGCUUACCGGAAAAUGAAACACUAGGCAAUCCAGACCUACAAGCUGGAUAUGCCGACUGUCCACAAGGCUACUACUGUCCAACAAGGACUGGCCUUGACUGGCAGCCAACCCCUCUAGGUACCCAUUUAUACUCCUGGGUAGAGAGAAGCAAUGCAGAUAAAAUUCAACAAUGUCGUGACUGUGACGGAGGACACUACUGCAAUAUAGAGGGCGCAAACACCACAUCAGGUCUGUGUGACGUUGGCUAUUGGUGUGAUUCUGGAGUUGACCGCAUGAAUCCCAACAAUGAAGACACAAACUCAACAUACGACGCCUCAUGUCCUCUGCUUGGAGGUCACACUGGAAUAGGUGGGGUAUGCCCUGUGGGGUACCGUUGCCCCAUCGGUACAAUCCUUCCACUUGGAUGUGAUGCUGGUACAUAUCAAGAUGAGGAAGGACAAGGGGCAUGCAAGGAAUGCCCGGCUGGCCGAUAUUGUCCAACCAAUUCAACUCAUAGUGACUUUACAUGCCCAGCUGGUCACUAUUGUCCAGCCGGUACAGGAAUGUCAGAUCAAUUCCAAUGCCCACCAGGAACCUUUAACAAUCUCACUGGUCAGACAAAUGAAAGCUCAUGUGUCAUCUGUCUUGGAGGAAUGUACUGUAUGGGAUAUGGAAAUGCUAACCCCACUAGUAACUGCAGUGAUGGAUGGUACUGUAUAGGAGGUGCAUCUAACCCCAUGCCUACUGAUCCUUCGAUUGGGGGCAAGUGCCAAGAGGGUUACUACUGUCCCGGUGGUACAGAGUCACAGAUAAAGUGCGAUCCAGGAUUCUAUUGCCCUCGAAAAGGACUAGCAGAGUCACUGGCGUUCUGUGAACAAGGUUUUUACUGUACCCUAGCAGCCACUACAAGCAGACCAACUGACAACAUAACAGGAAAUGUUUGCCCACAGGGCCACUAUUGUGAGGAAGGUAACCCAUAUCCCGAACCUUGCCCAAUGGGCUACUACUUAGACGAAGAGCAGCAGAGUCAGGUUGAUAAUUGCAAGAAUUGCACAGAAGGAUCUUACUGUGGCAGUGAAGGACUUCCCAAUCCGACCGGACCAUGCCAACAAGGCUACUAUUGCCCACGUGGGCAAACAGUUGCCGCCCCUGCCUCAUACCGCUGUCCACUUGGCCACUUCUGCACCACUGGUCGUGCAACUCCGGAACCAUGUCCUUCGGGAUCAUACCAGGAUACCGAGGGCGAGUGGUCAUGUAAGGAAUGUCUAGAAGGACACUACUGUAAUGCUACCUUUGGACCAGUGGAUUUCUAUGGAGAGUACAUCUGCCCGAUGGGCUACUACUGUCCCAAUGGAACUGAGUACAGCACACAGUAUCCUUGUCCAAGAGGUACCUUUAACAACAUUACAGGUUUAUCGUCCGAGUCCCAAUGUGUUCCUUGCAUCGGUGGAACGGUCUGUGAUGAGACGGGAUUGGUGAGUCCGCCAAGAUUGUGUGAAGCUGGUUACUUCUGUAGAGAGGGUGCUAACAUAAGCACACCAACAUAUGGCAUUUGGAACGAUGAGUGUCCUGCUGGUUUCUACUGCCCCGAGGGUACAGCGGAACCCAUAGCUUGCCCUGAGGGUACCUUCAGUCCAGAUAAGAAGCUAAUGCGAGAAGACCAGUGUCUGAAUUGCACUGCAGGAUACUUCUGUAACAAAACCGGUAUUACUGAUGUACAAGGACCAUGUGAUCCUGGCUAUUUCUGUGUGGAAGGCUCCACUAGACCCGACAAUGCCAUUUGCCCAAUUGGACACUAUUGUCUUGAAGCAACAAGAGAUCCUUACCCAUGUCCUAAUGGUACAUUCGGAAAUGUCACCGGCUUGGAUGAAGUUUCAGACUGCUUUGAUUGCAGUCCUGGCUUCUAUUGUGAAGGCCUAGCUAAUAUCGUGCCAACUGCUCCUUGUGAUAAAGGAUACUAUUGUCCAAGUAAGUCGGACAACGCAAGACCGUACAUCUGUCCGAUUGGUCAGCAUUGUCCACAGGGCAGCUCUGAACCUCAGGCCUGCUUAGCAGGUUAUUAUGUUGACUAUGAGGGUGCUUUUGAUUGCACAAUAUGCCCUGAAGGCUUCUUCUGUAUUCCUGAAAAUGUUGACGUUGGCGUAGCAGAGAGCACACGUACUGCUUGCCCAGCCAGCUACUACUGUCCCAACGGUACUGGCCACGAUUGGCAGCCAUGUCCAUCCGGAACGUAUGAUGCACAUGGCAGCCUUGCAGAAGCCCUUGAGUGCACCCCUUGCGAUGCGGGCAUGUAUUGUCAGGGUGUAAACCUAACACAACCAACUGCAUAUUGUUACGAGGGCUAUUACUGUGUAUCAGGGGUUAGCACUCCAGAUCCAGUGAUGCUGAAUGGUGACCAGUGUCCAACAGAUACAGUACAUCCAAUGAUUGGCGAUAUUUGUCCUGAGGGAUACUACUGUCCAGUUGGAACCACUUAUCCAAAGGGCUGUCUACCUGGUACUUACAAUGAUCUAACCCAGCAAGCAUCAUGUAAACCUUGCCCUGAGAGAUACUACUGCUACGCCAACACCACCAUGUACGCCGAGAACGAAUGCCCCCUGGGGUACUACUGUCCUCUCAAUACAACCGACCCCCAUCAAUUCCCCUGCCCAGCCGGUACCUUCAACAAUGCUACUUUACAGAGUAGCGAAGAAGGAUGUUUGCCAUGCACUCCGGGAUGGUUCUGUGCUGGGAUUGGAAAUGAAGACCCCACUGGUGAAUGUGACCCCGGCUGGUAUUGUAGUGGGGGUGCAAAAGAAGCACAGCCAAGUGUUAAUGGAGGUAUAUGCCAACCAGGAGAAUACUGCCCUCAGGGAUCAAGUCAGCCUACACUUUGUGAUCAAGGAUAUUACUGCAAUGCUACUGGUCUAGAUAAUGUCGUAGACCUCUGUGAUCCAGGAUACUACUGCCCAACUGGUUCCAGUAGUCCAAGACAGAUCGUAUGUCCUGUGGGAAAUUACUGCCCCCGCGGCAGCCAGCGACCGACCGAAUGUUCAAACGGUACAUAUCGUGAUGCAAUCAAAGGAGAUGAGUUUGAGGAUUGUGAGCCGUGUACAGCUGGGUUUUACUGCAACGAGACAGGAGCGUCGUCCACAUCAGGUGAAUGCGCACCUGAUUACUAUUGUCCAGAAGGUCAGACCACACCGACUCCGUAUGAAUACCUGUGUCCAAAGGGGCAUUAUUGUCCAGGUAAUUCACCUGCACCUGUUAGGUGUGAGGAUGGUUACUAUGAGGAUGAUGUUGGCCAAUCAGAAUGUAAUCUCUGUGAAGAAGGCUUCUUCUGUGACAACACUUAUGCUCCGGUGACCGGGUUGUUUAAUACGUCAUGCCCCAGCGGUCACUACUGUCCACGCGGUACUAGGUUUGCCACAGAAUUUCAAUGUCCAUCUGGUACUUUCAACAAUCUGACAAACUCUAUAAAUGAAUCUAGCUGCAUGCCAUGCCUGCCAAAAUAUUACUGUAAUUCACCUGGGCUCAGCGCACCGGAAGGAGAAUGCUAUGCAGGAUAUUACUGUGAUGGAGGCGACUCUACUCCAACACCAGCUGAUUCUUAUUGUCCAGUUGGGAACUACUGCCCCGCAGGAAGCUACAAGCCCACACCAUGUCCAUCGGGAAGUAUCUCCAGUGGUGAACGAAACAGAAAUUUAACUGACUGCGAACCCUGUGCUCCAGGACGCUACUGUACCGCUGAGAGUUCCGAAACAGGAACAACGCUUCCAUGCGAUCCAGGCUACAUCUGUAUCUCAGGUUCUGACAUCGCUACACCUGGAGACGGUGUCAAAGGUUAUGUUUGUCCAGAAGGUUAUUAUUGUGAGGGAGCCGCUAUUCAGGAGUCUCCAUGUGAUAAAGGAACUUACGCACCAAGUCCGGGACUUGGAGCAUGCUUAACCUGUCCAGAGGGCACUACUUGUCCAGAGAAAGCAAUGAACCAAACUAUUCCUUGUCCAAUGGGCUACUACUGUCCCUCAGGAACCACUGAUAAUGGCCAACCAUGUCCAGCAGGUACUUUUAGUGACAUUACAAGCUUGGUCAAUGAGUCACAGUGCCAGGAUUGUCUGCGAGGCAUGUACUGUGAAACUCCAGGUCUUGCCUAUCCAACCGGAGAAUGCCAAGCAGGGUACCUUUGCGUUCUUGGGGCCACUGUUUCUGGACCUGAUUCCGGUCCUAAUGGUCUGUGUCCUGUGGGCCAUUACUGUACCAAUGGUACCCAGAAUGCAACAGCUUGCCCUGUUGGCACAAUGAACCCAUCAGAAGGAGGAGCCUCAUUGGACGAUUGCUUGCCCUGUUUGCCCGGAUACUACUGCGAAACUCCUGGAUUAUCUGAACCAACAAAUGUUUGUGCUGAGGGCUUUUAUUGUCCAGGUUAUGCCGAAAUCUAUGUACCUAACCCUUCAGAAUAUCCUUGCCCUGUUGGUCAUUACUGUGAAAAUAACACAGGAACACCUAAAGGAUGUCAACCAGGAACUUACCAGCCCCAUGAAUUUAGUACCGACUGUGACGUUUGCCCAGCAGGACGAUACUGUAUGUACAACACCAGCGUACCAGAACCAUGUCCAGCAUACAACUAUUGUCCAAAAGGCACCAUCACUCCAUUGUCUUGCUCCAAUGGCACAUACACCGAGGACGAUGUCACAGGCCUGUCAGACCCUGAGUCCUGCCAACAGUGCCCUGCGGGGCGUUAUUGUGUUGGGGGCUACAAUGCCGGUCCUUGUAGUGCAGGAUACAUUUGCUACAGUGGUUCCGACACGCCGACACCAGACGGCUCCAACAGUGAUGUUGGUGAGCCAUGUCCAUUUGGUUACUACUGCUUAGAAGGAGCAAAGAAUGUAUCGACAUGUGACCCAGGAAAAGUUAUCUCCUUUGAAGGAGCUCGGAGUGAGAGCGAGUGUGCAGUAUGUCCUGCUGGAUACAUAUGUUCCGAGGAUAAUCCACUUCCAGUGCCCUGUACUCCAGGUUAUUAUUGUGAAUUUGCAAUGGACCCACAACCUUGUCCUAACACAACUUACUCUUAUGAGGAAGCUGCCACUGACUUCAGCACCUGUUCUCCGUGUCCACCUGGAUACUGGUGCAACAUGGAGGCAAUGACAAACUAUACCAUUAGUCCAUGUCCAAUUGCUCACUUCUGUCCAGAAGCAACUGAUUUUCCAAUUGAAUGUCCACCAGGAACCUAUCGGGAUACGCAGGAAGCAGGAGACCAGGCUGACUGUCACCUUUGUCCAGCUGGCUACUAUUGUCCAAAUGAUACGGCCAAUCAUUUCGGUAUUGAAUGCUUAGAUGGUCAGUACUGCCCACAAGGAUCAUGGGAACAGCAUGAUUGCCAACCCGGUUUCUACUGUGAGUUAGCAAAGACUCAAGUAGCAUGUCCCGGUGGAAGCUAUUGUCCAACUAACUCCAGUUCACCACAGCCAUGCCCAGCCGGACACUAUUGUGGUGGAGAUGACUGUAAUAAUACGGUACCGUGUCCCGGAGCCAUCACGCCAAAGAAGUGCCCGCUUGGAUACCGGCAGAUUGAUGGUUCAUUGCAAAUCACAUUCGAUGAUACCUGCGAGCCCUGUCCAGCUGGUCAGUUUGGAAACGAGCCAGAUCGUCAGUUCUGCGAAAUUUGUAGAGCUGGAGUUGUGUGUUUAGAGAUGGCUAUAACAGAUUUACCACAUGGAAAUGAGACCAAUUAUGGUGUUAAUAAAACAAAUUCUUUCCCUUGUCCAAUUGGCUACUAUUGCCCAGCAAACUCCUCUGAACCAACUCCCUGCCCAGUUGGAACUUACAAUGAUGUUGAAUACGGUGAAUCUUUGGAUGACUGCCAUCUUUGUCCAAUUGACCAUUUCAACCAUCUCACUGGUCAACCAGGUUGCUUUCACUGCGGUAGCGAGGCAUAUCAACCAAAUUUAGGUGAGUCCGAAUGCCUGUGUAGCGGCUCUGGUAGAGAAUUCCAGCCAAGCGACAGGCAGUGUCCAUGUGCUCAUGGUUACGAAACACUAGCUGGACGAGAACAAGACUGUGUUAAACAUCUUUAUGAACUUUGCGGUGAAGGCACGUCUCGAACGCAGAGUGGUGCAUGUUUGAAUGAUGCUGGCUGGGAACAAUACUGCAAGGAAGAGGGCUGUCUGUCUCCAGACAAGUACAUUGGCUAUGACAUGGUCCUUGCUCUCUGCAAAUGUGAGGUCGAUGACUUGCAGGAGAUUUGCGAUCUUCAGUGUCGACUAGCCCAGAGAAAUACCAUUACCAUGGUGUGUGAGGAUGAGCCGUACAUUAAGGUGGAAUUCAGCGAUACUGGACAAAAUGUGAACAUUCCAGUGUCCAGUCUGACCAGGGUUAUCAACUCAAGAAAUGCUUUGACCAUUGACCAGUGUGAAUCUAAUGACGGGACAGAGUUAACUCUACAUUUGGUGGAAAUGGGAGAUAAUGGAUUCCUCGGAGUAUACACCCCAGACCCAACACAAACGGUGAAUUUGCUGCUUGCCAACACCAAGGGUGAUCUGAACGUCACACUGCCCACUAGCAAUGCUACUGUGAAUUCUCGUAGACGCAGAGAUAUCAGUAGUAUUAUGCGCCACCUGUUGGCCGAUUCAACAAAUCCCGGGUCAACCUACAGUGGCAUCGAGAACCCAACUGUUUGCUUGUUGUAUGGGGAAACCAUGAUGUUCAGUGUUGACAAUACUCAUUAUCCAGUUUAUGAUAGGGACAACCUUUACAAUACAAAUGAGCAGUUUGAUUAUGGUGGGUUCCGUGAGCUGGAGGAGUUACAAAGUCAAAUAGGUACCACCACCACCCUCUUCUCCUACAAGUUCAUUCACCCCGGUGUUUACGUCUUCUACAUGAGUGACAGCCCAAACAGAAAGAUGUAUAUAAGAGUGAUGGCAGAGAAUGCGCAGUGCUCGGAAGAUGGUCCAUUCUUUCCAACGACACCACGUUACAUUGUGCAGAAUGGAAUUGCCCUGGAGAAUGAUAUCCUUCUGACGCCUGACUGGCUUCUCAUCGGAAUCAUGAUGGCAUGUGUCCUCUUCUUAACGAUUCUACUCAUCAUUGCUUUGAUGCUCUUCCGUAAAUAUGGUUGGGAGAAGGUCAGUUACAUUCGACCUAAGUACCGAGCUCUCACCAAGAAGCAUAACUUUGAUGACUACUCCUCAAAAGGAUCGGCGGUACAUCACGUUAAAAAAUACAACCGAAAUCUUGAGGCACGCAACGACCAACCUGACGGAGCUGAAGCCGGAGUCAUUUUUUCAAAUGAUGAAGUUAAAACAGAUGAAUUCUGGGACUAUGAUCGUCAAGUUGAUCUGGAGGGCUUCAGUUCUCCUAGGUUCUAUGAUCAUCUUGCAAAGCAAUCACGUCACGUUGCAUCAGAACUAGGCAGACAAAAGGAAGAGGCAAAAGCAUUGUAUCAGAAAAUCAACAAUCAAACAGAAUCUUUGAAAGGAUUAUGGGUAGCUAAGAUGAACCUUUCAGGAAGGUCAGCCUUGGCAACCAGCCAGGAUCUAGCAGACUAUGAAAAGAAGAGUGAAGAGCUUGAGAUUGAACUUGAACGCCGCAAAGAGCUUGGCCUCAGAUUUGAGGCUGUACUUAAGAAGCAGAGUGAACUGAUGAAACACGAUGAGCAAGGACGUGAAGAACACCAGGUUGCUUUUAUGGCAAGUGCCCGUGAGUCAGUACGUCUUCUCAAUGAAUGCUCUGAAAAAUUAGCAAAUGGGCCUAGUAGCCCAGGUGAAGAGGAACUUGACAGCAAAAUGAUAAGAAAUGUUUCUGGACGUGUUGGUGCGUUAUUGAACCGAAUGGCUACUGACGUUGGAGGUGAAUGCCAACGGCUCGGCACAUGGGGUGUCCUUGGUGAAGGCACAGGGGCACAGCUUGUCAAGCCAGGCACUGACACUCUGCCAAUUAUUAGAGAAGAAUUAUUUGGUCCUGAUGGCAGCAUACUGCAUCCAGAUCUGAUACAUGUCGACAAAGCUACCAACCUGAUUGUGCCCAACAGCGAGGCUUCAAUGAUAAUGGUCAACGGCGAAGUCUGUGAGGUGCCUCCAGAAUUCUUCUUGCAUCCACAGAGCUGUCGUGUGAUGCCAAUUCAAGGCAACGUGGCAUAUGAUCCAGUGUCCUCAAGACUUGUCUUUACCAUUGAUUCUGCAACAGGUGAAACAGUUCGAUCAGAUGAACCACUGAUUCCAUUUAUACCAUUCCCAACUGAUCCUAACACUGGACUCUCAGUUGUGUCAAACCUGACUAGCACUGAACAUAGCAGUGACAUAAAAUUGAAUGCUCCAAUGGUUGACCCAGAAACAGCUCUCAAGUGUCCCAUACUCUCAGUCACUAUUCACCCCCAGACUGGAGUGGUGUACCCAGUUGGUGGUACUCACACUGACCCUGUAACUGGACUACCCAUUCCUAUUGAAGUUGGUUCCUUGAUGAUUGAUCCGAACAGUGAACAACCAGUGCCAAUUCUAAGCAUUGGUAUUGAUCCUGAAACUGGUGAUGUCAUACCUUUAGGUGGUAUGCUUGAACCAACAGAAAAUGGUGGAAUGACACCAAUGAUUGCAGGCUGUAAGUAUGUGGAUCCAUUAAGUGGGAAGGUUCUGCACAUACAAGGAGGAAGAAUUGAGGGAGAUGAUGUUUUGUCAACUGGUGGUGGAUACCAAAUUCUGUUGGAUUCUUCUGUUAUGGCAUGUGAAAUCCGCACUCUUGAUGCUAUCAAGCUCUAUCUGGAUGCUAUAACUGGACCAGAAGGUGCUAACUGCCGACAUGAACAGUCUGUUGUAGAAGGGGCAGUCAAAGAGAUGAUUAAAGCACGAUUGAAAGCAAAAGGAAAUCUACUUCGUUCUGUACAGGAUGUUGAGCGAAGGCUUGAAAGAGCUUCAAUCUUGACCACUAAUGGUGGUUCUCCUGGAAUGUUUGAAUUUGCUGGAACUGGCCAACUUCUUCCCAUCUUAGUAGGAACAACAAUGAGAGAUCCUAGUGGAUCUGGACAAGAGGUUCCAAUUCUUGGUGUUGAAAAAGAGGGAGUAACUGGAAAACUUAUCCCACUUGGUGGAACAAUGGAAAAUCCAGAGGGAUUAGGACUGAUACCAAUUAUGAUUGGAAAGCCUGCCAUUGAUCCAGUAACUGAAGAACUUAGUCCGAUUGUUGGUGUAAAAAUAAGUAAUGUGACAAAAACGGUGGUUCCUGUGACUCUAGCAUCUGACAAAAAGAAAAAGCCACCACUAGGAGCAGUUGCUAUGCUCGAAGAUGAAAUUGUUGCAAGACGUGGUUUCUGGCGUAGGCAGAGACAGCGUGAGGAGGAACUUACUACAAUUGAAUCAAAAUUAUCUAACAACCUUCUAAAUGAAAUGGACAACAUUACAGCAAAAAAUGUAGAAAGUGGAUUGAAAUCUAUUAUUGAAGGAACUACAGAAUUAGAGAAUGCAGCUAAGCGAGAGGUAAAGCGUAGAACAACUUCUGAAGAAGACCAUAAUGGCAUUCUUCCCAAGUAUGUGUUGUCUAUUCUUAUGAGAGGGGAUGAUUUGGAACGUCAAAGUGAAGAAAGACAUCAUAGCGCUCACAAGAAAUUUGUUGAUACCAUACAAAAACUUUACAGUAAACUGCAGUCAGAAGAAAGCCGAUACCACGAAAGGAAAACAGAACUUGAAGGAACAUUGAAUCCUGAUGCAGUUUCUGCUGUAGAGCACCGCUACAGACAAGCAAAGUCACGUCUCCAAAGUGAACUUUUUGAUCAACUUCUAACACGCACAGAAAAUCUUGAUGAGGAUCAUGCUUCUCUUGAGUAUUCACGUGAAAGAUCUGAAUUGCUGAGCACUGAAGCAAAACUCGUUCUGACCAAUGCAACGUUCAUUGCUGGAUUUUAUGAUGCCACUUUUUCAGGUGUUUAUGGAGAUCUUCUUAUUUUUGAAAGAGCUGGAAGAGAUGUUAUUCCUUUACUGAAGCGACUCAUUGCUAUGUUGGAGAGUGGAGCUCAUUUUAGUAUUUCAUCAGAAAUGCUCCAAGAAGCAUCUGGUUCUUAUGCUGCAACAGAGUUAAAUAUCAUCCAUAAUCAAAUGGCAACUACAGCUGUUGCAACAUCUCCAAUGGCAUACAACCACAUAAAUGUUUCGAAGGUACAGCCGGCAAAUGACAUCAGAAAGAUUCAGACACAGCUUGUUAGUAGUGGAACAGAGAAUAUUCGUAGUGGACUCUCAGUACAAGGAGCUCAUGCUUCAUUGACUGAUGACUCUAAGAGGGAAUUAGCUAAGACCUUGACUGAAAGGCAAACUCUGGAAGCAGUCAGACUUGAAAAAGAACUAAAAGCAAAUGAGGUUAAGGCUGUAAAUGAUGUGAUACAGAACUAUGAACAAAAGAAAGAGGCAAUGCUGACAGCGAGGCGGGAUGAGUUAAAGAAGCAGCUGCGUGAUGCCAAGUCUGAGGAAGAGAAGGAAAGAAUAAUGACAGAUUUUGUUGAACAAACUGGCAAAAUGGCAGAUGACCUCGAACAAGAAAAGCAGCAGCAAAUGGAACAUCUUAAGAAGCGCUUACAACAGAGAAGAUUACAAGCUAAGCAGGCCUUACACAAGAAGCAUAUAGCAGAGGCCAAGAGGGAAGGUCUAGGAGAGGAUGUUGUUCCAGAUAUCAAUCUAGAUGACAGCGAAGCUGAUAAAGACUUGCAGCUUCUUAUGCUGCAACAGCAAAAACUUAUUGCAGAUCUUACAAAAGCAUAUGCAGAAGAGAUGGCUGAGGAAGAAAGAAAGCGGAGAGGAGGAUUAGAUGAGCAAAUGGAAGAACGUAUGAGGCUUUUAAAUCUGGCACAUAAAGGACCUCAGCUUAAGGAAUUAGUAAAAAAUGUAUCACAACAGACGUCAGAUACAAGCAAAGUAAAUAAUGCUAUGAAAAUGAAGAUGAAAAACCGACUGAAAAAUCGAAGAGGUACUCGAAAAUCUGACCUACCUGCAAAUAUUGAGGCUGGUUCUAAAGAAGAGGAGCAGUUCAGAGUGGCAGAGGAAGCUCAAUUUGAUGCUGAUGGUAUGAGGAGUUUAGCUGUUGCUAUGAGUGUCUCUGAAGAACUGGCAGAUGAACAGCAAUUGGGUUCGCACAGAAACACACUUCAAACCUUACUAAAGAAAGAUAACAGAACUGAAGAGGAAAAACAAGCAAUUCUAGACCAGUAUUUUGAAGAUGUCAGAGGAGAGCAGGUAAGUUUUGCUGCUAAUCAAAACCUGCAAAGGGAACAUAUGAUGGCAAAACUUGCUGCUAGAAAACGUCUGAAGGAAGAGGUAGCCAAAGAAAAUGCUGUGAGCAAGGAACUUGAUCACAUUAGCAAGAAACAAGUGCUGCGUGGUGAGACAGAUGGAGCACAGGCCAUUGAUGCAAUUCGUGACAAGGUUUCAUCUGAUGAUGCUAGACAAGAACAACAAAAACUCCAACAGAACCAAAUAGAACAACAGGCAAAUCUCCACAUUAAACAGUUAGAAUAUGAAACAAAGUUGAAAAAAGAACUUAAUGAUGAACUUGAAAGGUCUCAAAAGAAAAUUGAAGAUCAAUUUGAAGAACAGAAGAAUAGAAUAAAAGAACAAAAUAAUGCUGAAUUCGAGAAAGAACUUGUUCUCACAAAGAAGAAAUUGUCAGAUGAACAAAUGAAGGAGUUGAUGGAACAGCACAAGAAAGAGAUGGACAAUUUAACAAGAACAAUUGAUCAUGAGAAGGAUCGCCAAAAGAAAAUUCUUGCUGAAAAAGUUGCUGAAAAGAAAAGGAAGAAACUUUUGGGUAUGAAGGAGAAACAUCAAAAUGAGUUGGAGGGAGUACUUCUCCAGCAACAGCAAGAAAGAGAUGGCUUAAGUGAUCAACAACAACGACUUGUUGAACGUCCGACUCUAGAGGAAUCCCUUGAAGGAGAGGAUGGCAAAAAGGCAGAAAGCAUCAUCUACCGUGUUCUGAAGCAACGUCACAUCAAAGAACAGGUUCACCAAGAGGAACUGAUGGAGAAACAGCGUGCAGCAGAGAUCGCAAAUGCUCGUGCAAACAUGACCGAUAAACGAAUGCAACAGCGCGACGUUCUUGAAGAAGCUCAACAGAAGGAGUUUAUGGAGCUUAUUGCUACAUCUGGUUCCCUAACUGCUACAGAUUUAGCAGAAAAGAAGGAGGAUCUUCAGAGACAACACAAGAAACAACUAGCUGAGUUUGACCGUGUCACUACUCAGAGAAUUGAACAAGCUGAGAAAGAUGCUAUACCUGCACUUGAGCUCCAACAGGCAUAUGCACGAUUAGAGCUGAAAGAAAAACAGUUGAAGGAGUUGUCUGAUGCAAUGCGAGAACUCACACCAGAAGAGUACCUGACCAAGCAAUACACUGAGCAGGCAGCAAAGGCAGCACACGAUGCGCAGAUCUUCCGUGAAAAGAAGAUGAAAGAGAUGGAAGGAGCAAUGGAGAAGAUCAAGGCUGAGAAACUCAGACGAGAAGAGGAGCGUCGUCAAAAAAUGCAAAAGCAAGUCAAGGCAUUAGAGAUGGAGAUUGAAUCUGAUAGAUUAAGGGAUGUACAACGUGCUAACCAAACUGAGGAAGAACGUGCAAGAGCUCGUUAUCGUCAGAUUGAAGAAAAGGAACGUCGCCUUAAUGCAGAUUUGGCAAGUGCUGAGAAUGAAGAGGCAAAGCAGAAACUUUUGAAAGAACACCAAGAUUAUAUGGAUCGAUUCAAUAAGGAACAGGAUGCUGAAAUGCAGAAGAAUAAAGACAAAGUGAAAGCUAAACUGGAAGAACGGCGGAAAAGGAAGCAGUCUAUGGAGAUGACACGAAUCAAAUCAGAGGCUGAACGUCAAGGUGAAGCUGAUGAGAGACGUCAGCAGGAUCAAUUGAAUCACAUUCAACAGCAAGGUGCUGCCGAGCUUACUGAUACAAUCAACAACACUCAACUUCUUGGAGAACCAGGCUACAUCCCACCUGAAGGAUUGCCACCAGGGGUUGAUUCAAGCAUGUUUUCAGCUCUUAUGGCAUCACCUCUAUUCCAGAAUGUACGGGAGAUGGAAGAGAUGUUGAUAAAUAGUGGUGGUGUGGCAGGCAGUGGUACUAAUGGUGCUGGUAGCGACCCCUUCAUUGAUGUCAAAGAUGCACAGUGGAUGUGUAUGGGAGAACUUGUGCCUCUUGACAUCGACAACAUCACUACCAGUCAGUUCAUCAUCUAUCGCUUUGGGGUCUUUAUCAUUCAGAUGUUGCGGCAGAAGUUGCAGACACCAGACAUCACACUGCUGCUUGCGGCCAACCUUCCACCUAACAACUACCAACGGAAUAUGUUCCGUAACUCGUUCUUCUUCCAGCAUGCACGUAACAUUCUCUUCAUCCGUCAGGAACGACUGGAAUCCGUCGGUGAAUUUGUUACGGUUAUCAUGCACAGUUUAGCUCAUAUCAAAGUUGAUGAUCUCGUAGACGAUCGGAAUCCUUAUUUCAUGAGGGCAUUCUAUGAGGCUAUAGCAUGCGUGUGUCAAGAUAUGUUCUUCGCUAGAUCUCGUUCGACACCAAUCACAAAAGCCCUGACCGCUUCUGAGCCAGAGGCUAAUAAGACCCCACUGGAGACAGCAUUCAAACAUGUUAAGACAGCAGCAGAAAAAGCAAAUGUUGUAGGGGAGCUGGUGACAUUGAAGGUGUCAGCACCAGUUGAGGCAGACUUCAGUGAUCAGAAUAUUGAAGAACGACUUGAUGGGUACCAAGAAACAGCCACCAGCGCCAAACUACGAGAAUUCCUGUCCAAUAGUGGAGGUGGAAAGAUGUCUGGAGAUUUUGUUGCUGCAAGGCUACGUGAGUUACGAGGUCAGGAGGAACCACAAGAACCAGAAAUUACUGCUCGAAAAUCUAAGCCCUCUAGUCUGAAGAGUCAAAAAUCACUCCUGGAUAUGCAAAUUAGGAAACUGAAUUCGCAGGUGGAUGAUUUAAAUACCCAACUAGCUUCCGCACUGAAUGAACAUCAAGCCAUCAGUCAAGGUAUUGAGAGCUUGCGAGAACAAGGUGGCUUUGAGCCAUCGAGACUAGACAUCAUGAAGAAACAGGCAACAAUGCUUUGUGUCAAACGAGAAAAUCUAAUGAAAAAGAUUUCGCAAAUUACAGGAGAGGUUUCAAAGAAACAAAAAGAACGACAAAACAUCAAUCAUUAAAUUUUGACACUAAACACCUGUGAAAUUAGCUUCAGGCAGCAGGUUUUAAAAAUAAGGUAAAGGAUAUAUAUAUUUAGAUAUAUAUUAUCAUGAAUCUGUGACAACAUUUAUCCUCGCAUUAAAUUUUUACUUGUUUAAAUCCUAUCCAUAUUUUACUGAACAGUUAAAUUUUAAUUGUAAAUAAUAUAUCCAAUAUCAGAAAAUGUUUAGCUUAAGAGAGAGCACUAUUUUUGGAU
Molecule: messenger RNA, 29680 nt
Organism: Anneissia japonica
Lineage: Eukaryota; Metazoa; Echinodermata; Crinoidea; Comatulida; Comatulidae
Exons: 123
Coding region: 237-29444 (9735 amino acids)
Cellular component (GO): extracellular region
Molecular function (GO): protein binding; chitin binding
Source: RefSeq, a predicted model, not a curated record